Molecule: messenger RNA, 3010 nt
Organism: Salvelinus fontinalis (brook trout)
Lineage: Eukaryota; Metazoa; Chordata; Actinopteri; Salmoniformes; Salmonidae
Product: GTPase KRas
Exons: 5
Coding region: 308-871 (187 amino acids)
Biological process (GO): Ras protein signal transduction
Cellular component (GO): plasma membrane
Molecular function (GO): GTP binding; GDP binding; GTPase activity
Source: RefSeq, a predicted model, not a curated record
GCGUUUGCCGUGAAAGCCUUGCCCCUUUUCAACCACAAUGGAGUCUAGAGAGAUUUACUCCCAUACUACUAAUUCUUACCUUUAAAUUAAUUUGGGUUAUAAUCAGCCUAUAUUUCCCGUUCAUUGCCAACAGUGAUUUGACAUAUUUGUGGCUCAAUUGCGGCAAAGAUUGCAGCUUCUAAAAGCAUAUAUUUGGUCUUAGCUGGCUUCAAUCAGGAAACUGUUUCAGGCUAUGUAGCACUAAUCUCAUUUUGUCAUUCAAACGCUGCAUUUUUGUUUGGUGAAAAACGACCAACCAAAUUAAGGCAUGACUGAGUAUAAGCUUGUUGUGGUGGGUGCUGGAGGGGUUGGGAAGAGUGCCCUAACUAUCCAGCUCAUCCAGAAUCACUUUGUGGAUGAAUAUGACCCCACCAUCGAGGACUCGUACAGGAAGCAGGUGGUGAUUGACGGAGAGACGUGUCUGCUGGACAUCCUUGACACAGCUGGUCAGGAGGAGUACAGCGCCAUGAGGGACCAGUACAUGAGGACAGGGGAAGGCUUCCUCUGUGUGUUCGCCAUCAACAACAUCAAGUCCUUUGAGGACGUUCACCUGUACAGAGAACAGAUCAACAGGGUGAAGGACAGUGACAGUGUGCCUAUGGUGCUGGUGGGGAACAAGAGUGACCUGGGGAGUCGGAGCGUGGAGAGCAGGCAGGCCCAGGAGCUGGCCCGCGGCUAUGGUGUGCCCUUCGUGGAGACCUCUGCCAAAACCAGACAGGGAGUGGAGGAGGCGUUCUACUCUCUAGUCAGGGAGAUCAGGAGGUAUAAGGAAACCAACCGCAGCAACAAGAAGAGCAAGAAAAGCACUCAGAGACGUUGCACCAUUCUAUAACAUCACACACACUGCACAUAGCCCAAUAACCCCCUCACACACUGCACUUCCUUUACCACAUGGGAGACGUUACCUCUCGUAUUGACAGGGGAUCUGGAAUGGUGAACGCGUCAAGUUCCACUUUCUGUCAUUAGUGUCGUUACCGUAGUAACGGAAACUUCACUUCCUGUUGUUUCUCAUUGGCUGCUCCAUUGGUAUUGUGACUUCAGUUUAUCCACGUUGUUUUCUGACAAUUGUAACUAGAAGUUGUAGCGUUGAAGAGGGGAUUUAUAGACUGGGGUUAAACCCGCCAUCUUCGGUUGGUUUAAAUACGAAUGUCACUUUACUGUCCCUAGUGGUAAAUAUCUGAGGGGAGUAAUUAAUUAAUGGCGCAAGUUGCAUAGCUACACAUUCCAAAGGAUCAUCUUGUUUAUUUUUUCACCAUGAGGGGAAAAAAUAGAUUUUUGGUCUUUGCCAACCUGUUCUACAUUGCAAGAAGCCAGUGUAGGCUAGCUUUUCUUGCAUUCCAAGGUAGUUUUCUCUUCAGUAUUAACACACAAGUGGCUAUCCCUGUUAUUGCUUUUUAAAUGCCUCAGCAGGGUUGUAAUAGAGAAGGUAUUUUGGUCCUCACUAGCCUCACUCUCAUUUCCUGUAUUUAAAAAAAAUCCAAUCACAGUGAACUCACAACUCACUAUUGUGUCAUUAGGCAGCGUUUACAUGGGCAGCUCAAUUGGGAUUUUUUUUAAUUUUAAUUAUUGGCAAAAGAGCUGAUCUGAUUGGUCAAAAGACCAGUUAGUGGGGAAAAUAUCAGAAUUAGGCUGCCUGUGUGAACACAGCCUUAUACUGUUGCCAUUUCUAUAGGAUCAUGUCCAAUUAUUUAGGCUAGCUGUUCAGUGUCCUACUAGCUUGAGGUCCAUUUAUAAAGUAAAGUUGUGCACAUGAACAUGUCUAUUGUGAAUUCUGAUCGCCAGACUCCAUUUUGAUGUCCGUCAUAUGGAAUUAUUUCAGAUACAAUUUCUGGAUGUGUUCCAAUGUCCAUGCUAGCAUACUCCUUAGUGCAUGCCCAAUAGUUUCAUGCUAAGUGGCAUGGUGGUUUAGUGGUCAAGAAUUUGAGCUGAAUGAUCUCAAAACUCAAUCGGCCUUUGCAAAUGAGUAAUGUGUAAUUUGCUAAUAUCUCUAGCUUUACAUACUUAAUAGCUGAAGCCAGGGACUUUUCCCCAAGAGGUUGAAAUAGAACGUGUCAGAGAAAACGUGAUUCUCUUAUGCGGAGAGCGAAACAGCGUUCAUUCUAUACGAUGUAUUUCAAUCUGCAACAUUUUAAUUAUUUCAGUCCACAGGUAUCUGAAGUGUUAGACAAGAGAAUCGGGGGACAAAAACAGGUAUUUACACACUGAAAGGUGUCAGACCAACACUUUGAGGGAAAACAUGCUGUUUUAUUGGUUGGAAUUAUGCUAAAUGUGGUCAUUGGACACUUUUCUAGUCUCAUCCCAAAUGACUGAUGUAAUAUGUGGGCUGAGGUGAACCCACAAUGACCCUGGUGUUGCCAGCAGGAUGAGCUCAACCUCUGGAAGAAUCCCCCUAAAGAUUCACUAGUUACUGAGUGUAACCUAUAGGUGUCUGGUACUGUUACAUUGCCCAGGCCGGUGCAGCAAUACCAAUGUUCUAAUGGUGUUACUCAACUCUCAGGGACUGUAGUCUCGCAUGCCCUCAGCCCCCUGUUGCACAUAUUUGAUAUAGCCCAGCACUAACACACUUGACGCAACUUCUCAAGAGCUUGUUGAUCGUUGCAGCAGGUGUGCUACUGUAGUGCUGGACUAAAGUAAACAAUUGUGCAACCCUUAGGGUCCUCAAACUCAACUCUGGACCUCGAAGCCGGUUCUACUGCAAUUUUCCAUUGUUGCCCUCUAAUCAGGGACUGAUUUAGACCUGGGACACUAGGUGGGUGCAACUAAUUCAGGUAGAACAGAAAACCAGCAGGCUCUGGACCUCGUGGGGUAACAGUUGAGUACCCCCUGCCCAGGAGUUGAGCAACACUGCUAGAAUACGUUCCACUUUGAGAGACUAGACGGCAUACCGCCAGUUUACUGAGUUGUACCACUCCUUCAUACCCCUGGUCUAGUCACUUUAAGGUUGUUUCAUGAAUAAAGUGGCUUUUGGCUA